Esox lucius (northern pike) is the source of this 981-nucleotide messenger RNA. RefSeq names its product olfactory receptor 2AT4-like. Lineage: Eukaryota; Metazoa; Chordata; Actinopteri; Esociformes; Esocidae. Gene Ontology annotation, molecular function: G protein-coupled receptor activity; olfactory receptor activity. Bases 1 to 981 code for a protein of 326 amino acids. The record is from RefSeq and is a predicted model, not a curated record. The transcript has a single exon. Gene Ontology annotation, cellular component: membrane. Gene Ontology annotation, biological process: G protein-coupled receptor signaling pathway.
AUGAGAUUCCUUCAACAAGCCAGAUGGAACGACUCCUCCACUCUGAUCCACCCACCAGGGUUCUACAUCAUCGGCUUCACCACACUGCCCUUCGCCAACUUCUACUUCAUCUUCCUCGCCUUCGUUUACGUGGUGACAGUCCUCUUCAACACCAUGUUGAUCUAUAUAAUAACGGUGGACCAUCGCCUCCACAACCCCAAGUUCAUGGCUGUGGGCAACCUAGCGGUGGUUGAUCUGCUGCUGAACACGUGCAUUAUCCCCGGGAUGCUAAAGACGUUUCUCACUAAGGACAAUUUUGUGCCGUAUAAUUUCUGUAUGCUCCAGAUGUAUGUUACCUAUGCUUGUAUUUGUUUGGAACUGAGUGCUAUCGCGGUGCUCGCCUAUGAUCGCUUAGUGGCCAUUUGUUUCCCUCUCAGGCAAUGUACCAUCAACACCAUGAAGAAAAUGUUGUGUAUUCUCGGUUGCCUGUGGACUGUCUGUCUCGGCGUGCCAACAUUCUCCACAUCAAUCAUGACUUGGUUGUCCUACUGCAAUUCCGUUAAUGUCUACAGCUAUUUCUGUGAUUACGCACCAGUGUUUAGGCUAGCGUGUAAUGACAACACCCUGCAAUGGGCCAUGGCUUCAGUCCUGAGCAUACUUUUUCUUACUGGCCCAUUGUCAUUUAUUAUUCUGUCCUAUGUCAGUAUUCUAAUCGCUGUGUACAGGAUGAAAAGUAUGGAGAGUCGCGUGAAAGCACUGGCCACAUGCACAGAGCACAUCAUUCUCGUGGCCAUAACCUUCAUCCCAAUGCUAACUAUUUUCCUGGUCGGGUUACUGGCAAAAGUCAAAAUUGACCCCGACCUGCGUGUGCUCAGCCUAUCGUUGGCUACCUGCACCCUGCCCUGUCUCAACCCUAUCGUCUAUUCUCUGAAAACUAAAGAGAUCAAGAGCAAAGUUGUAGCAAUCCUUUGGAGAGUUAAAGUUCAAGCAGUUAACAUCUGA